CCAAUCAAAUAAGAGUUUUAAGGCUAUAAAAACAAAUGCAAGUUCCGUUCCACCACAUUUAUUUCCCGACGUUUCAUAAACAACAUAUGUAUUGAGUUUAAGAUGGCUUGGUAUGAAAUGCUGUUUUUAUUACUUGGAUUCGUUUUCAUCUCGGUGCAGGCCGUUCCUGCUCCUGGUCGAGGCGCAUUGAAAGGAUACUGUAUAACGAGCGAGCACUGUAAGAAGGGCGAGUGUUGCAUCAGCUUCAAUGGCAAAAGCGUUGCCCUCUCCCCCGACCUCCGCAAGUUCGUCGACGGCAAGUGCGAGCCGUUAGGCUCCGUCGGAGGCAGCACCUGUGGGGAGAGGAAAUGUUCCAAAUCGAAUGAUUGCCAGAAAGACGAGUGUUGUGUAAGCAAGCUCCAACGCAAGGGCAAGCGCUCCCUCGACAGCGCUAAGCAGCCCGGAAUCUGCAAGCCCAUGGGGACCUAUAACUCUGACUGCCUGGUGUCUAAUGGUUCCGGGCGACCCAAGGGCCAGGUGGAUCUCCACUGUCCGUGCGGCAACGAUCUCACAUGCCAUGGCAUUGGCAUCAGAGACUUCCCACUCGGGGAGCUUGGCAAGUGUAGCUCCCGCCCUUAGAGAGGAUACAUCCGACCCUGAGGCUGUGACCAAACACGUGAUUGUAAACGUUUGUGUAAACAUAUGUUAGUUUUGUUAAAUGGUAUUAUAAUACCAUGAUAAUAUUAAUCUUUGUCAAACAUACAUGUUUUCUCUCCAUCAUUUCCCUGUACAGUAAUUAAACUACCUAAAUUAUAUUAAAUGAAAUUAACUAUUAGAAGAGCUAUCAUGCAAGGAAAUCUUUCUCAAUUUACGCAAUAAUUAAUAGUGAAAAUGAA
This is a messenger RNA of Mya arenaria, 875 nucleotides long. RefSeq lists its product as uncharacterized. The record is from RefSeq and is a predicted model, not a curated record. Bases 103 to 618 code for a protein of 171 amino acids. The transcript has 5 exons. NCBI's taxonomy places the organism in Eukaryota, Metazoa, Mollusca, Bivalvia, Myida, Myidae.